AUGCAAGCGGUGAUUGCCCUCUGCCAUUUCUGCGAAAAUCACGGACCAAGAGUGAUGAUGAUCACCCAACCGAUGCGUAGCGUUCCUUUAGCUUCAACUUCAAUGUUCUUACCAGGCAGUGGUUGUCAGGUAUCAGAGCACGACGGUGACCGGCCACUGUAUUACGGAGAUUGUACCCCAGAAAUUCUAGAAGAUCCUGAAGAAAGGUGUAAUGCUUGCACAUCAUUCGGUAAUAUUAACCAGCCGUGUUUAUUGUCUAACGAUCAUGAAAAUAAAACAAGCUACAUUAGCACACAAAUUCCAUUAAAAGAGAGGGUUUAUGAGCGUGUACGGAAUGCAUGUCUACGUUCUUUGAGUUGUGAGAUAUCCGCACCUCACAAGGGAAUGUCAUCACCAUUAAGACAAGUUCACCCCACACCUGCAAUACGGGUGAAUACGUUGCGUCGGGAUGGCACUGCAAACGAAGGCUUAGACGAAGGUGACGGCACCGAUGUUGAUGGUCCGGUUUUUUUCGGCGACUCUGAUAACGGAUAUUGUUUCUCGCUCACAUUUAGGUUACGAGAUUCUAAAGCACGUGGUUUUCUCCGGUUGUAUUCUUUCAUCGUGGUUAGCAACGAUAUGACAUACAUAGUUAACAAUUAUGAAUUUUUUCUCCAAGCAUUAACUGCUGUUAAAGAAAAAUUGCAGAGUAUGGCAGCAACAACUUUUGAAAAUGAAAUGGAUCAAGACGACACAAUGAGACCGCAAUACGCAAGUAUGGCCGGUCGUCUACCGACUGGUUGGUUCAGGCCCAAUGACAGAAAUGGAAGACGGGUAGCUAUAGAUACGAAGAGAAAUCUACAAACAAUUACUGGUGACGACGCUAUUUGGAAUCGACUGCACAGGCAAAUGAUGUGGACUUUGCGCACUGAGAUCCUCCGGUACUGUGACCAGGUUCUGGAAGGAGUUCCAACGCAGGACAUGUUGGUGAUGAUGGAGAUGGAUCCAGCCGACAUUAUGGAAUUGGACCUGGCUCAUCCGAAUCAACAUGAGGUGACGCUGCAGCAGCUGGCGAAUCUAAAAUUGGCGGCAAAGUUGCUGCAUAAUGAGAAUGAGGCCGACCUCGAUUUGGUGAUCAAACAAAUUAUCACUGGAGGCCAGCUUGUCGUGGAAAGCGCGGACCGAGCGUUGGCGAAACAGCUGAUUCUGGCGCUGUCCAACCUACUACCGAUAGGCUGUUUAAAGGUGCUAACCUAUAACGACACAUACGAAUCCAAGUGCAACCUUCUCGGUGCUCCUCUGGACGUCGACAUUCCCCUGGAUGCGAAUGUGCUUGUGCUUCGAAUUGAAGCUGAUGGUUCGCCGGUUAUGACAAACGGGUCACUAGAAUCGUGUAGAAUACAAGUGCGACGACGACCGAUUCCAAAUCCACGACAUCCACGAUUGUUGGAUCGAUAUAGGCAACUUUUAUUGGACAGUGAGGUCCACCAUACGGUGCUUGACGCAACGAUUCGUUCGACGCGUGAACAUUGGGUGUCGAAGGCGAAGCUAAUCUAUCAAAUGUCUCGUCAAAAGGAGAUCACACCAUCGUUGAACAUCACGAACGUGUUCAACGUUGUGCGUGGUUGCUCCGAGCAGGAUCGCGAUGUGCUGACAUUCUGGCAACAAGGACUAUCGAAAGUUUACAAGGAAUCAGUGAUCGCAACAAUCCAUCAACUUCCACACUAG
Messenger RNA from Necator americanus (New World hookworm), 1707 nucleotides. RefSeq lists its product as uncharacterized. Gene Ontology annotation, molecular function: GTPase activator activity. Gene Ontology annotation, biological process: positive regulation of TORC1 signaling; negative regulation of transcription by RNA polymerase II; positive regulation of transforming growth factor beta receptor signaling pathway. The transcript has 15 exons. Gene Ontology annotation, cellular component: cytosol. NCBI's taxonomy places the organism in Eukaryota, Metazoa, Nematoda, Chromadorea, Rhabditida, Ancylostomatidae. The coding region runs from base 1 to 1707 and encodes 568 amino acids. The record is from RefSeq and is a predicted model, not a curated record.